Messenger RNA from Hansenula anomala, 890 nucleotides. RefSeq lists its product as uncharacterized. The record is from RefSeq and is a predicted model, not a curated record. The annotation marks the transcript as partial. The transcript has a single exon. Gene Ontology annotation, biological process: Golgi organization; intra-Golgi vesicle-mediated transport; protein transport. NCBI's taxonomy places the organism in Eukaryota, Fungi, Ascomycota, Saccharomycetes, Phaffomycetales, Wickerhamomycetaceae. Gene Ontology annotation, cellular component: membrane; COG complex.
AGGCAUCGACUUGAUCAAUUGGUAACUAUGGCUGCUACAUUUGAAGAGGAACUGAAUUUUGAAAAUGAAGAGUUCCCAUUUCCUAAAACAAUCACUAGAGAAACAUUUCUCAAUGACUUGCAAAUAGAUCCAACAAACCCAGCUCAAUCAAUUGUAAGAAUAAACGAGGUCAAAUUCAAUGUUGACCAGUUUUUAUUUGAUCACUAUAGAUUUACAUCAUUAGAGGAUCUACAGGCUGAACUUUCUUCAUUGCUGAAAGAGCUUGAUCAAGAGCUGUUCAACCUCGUUAAUAACGACUAUUUUGAUUUCAUAAAUCUAGGGAAAUCAUUAGAAGGUGGUGAAAAUUUGGUUGACAGAUUAAGAGUAGAUGUCUCCAAAUAUAGAAAAAAGCUCAAAGAUGAGAACAGCAGAUUGGAUGAAUCAAAAAAGCAUGUUGAAGCCUCGGUAGAGAAUAUCAAAAAAUUGAAACAACUUAAAGUGAGUUGAAAUGAUACAAUUUCAAGAGCAUGGAUACUAACAAUAAAAGAAACAUGCACAGAAUAUGCUUCUACUCGAGACUUUUAUUGAAAAGUUUGAAACAUUGUUGAAUGAGAAUAAAGACUAGUAAGUGCAUUCGCCAAUUCAUCAAAUUACAGAAUCAUCUAACACCUUUCUAGCAUACAAAUUGAAGUCUUGAAACAAUUAACAUCAUUAUACCUCACAAUCCAUCAAAUAUUCACAUCAUUACCCAAUUUUCAAUUUGUUGCGCAAAAAGCUGAAAGCGUGAAUAUUUUGAGAUAUGAAUAUAGAGGAGUUCUAGAUGAAUUCUUAAGAGGACUACGACCAGAAACAAGCUCAUACAAAGAAGUUGCGGAAAUACUAGGUAUAUAUUCCAUUAUUGGAGAUGAAAG